AGCCAACACAACCUUCACGUUCUUCUCUUGCAAAGCUUUCACUUGUUGUGCAAGUCCUUCAUUCCUCUUUCUUGUUGUUGAGGAAUACAUAUCUUCCCAAUUAAAAAAAUGGCUAUUCGUAUGCCUCAUAUCCUUCGACGGGCGUCAUCACUGAAAGCAAACCAAGCAGCCUCAGCAGCAGUAGAUGUUCCCAAGGGCCAUUUUGCAGUUUAUGUUGGAGAGAGCGAAAAGAAGCGAUUUGUAAUUCCCAUAUCAUACUUGAACCAGCCAUCAUUCCAAGACUUGUUAAGCCAAUCGGAGGAAGAAUUUGGAUUUGAUCAUCCAAUGGGUGGUCUCACCAUUCCCUGCAGUGAAGACAUCUUCAUUGAUCUCACUUUUCGAUUGGGUGGAUCUUGAUUCAUCAUAGAGGACACUUGCUAGCAUUGUUUAGCAAACACGCAAUUUUGUAACAAAGCAGUAAUCGCCAUUUCUAUGUACAAACACACAAUUUCCUUUUCUUUUUCACAAGGAGGGAGGAAAAAAAAAUGUCAUCAGAAGAUUAUAGAUAGAUAUUAAUGGCAUUCUCUGACAUUUAAAUGCAAAAGUUUCAUUCCAUUGAAUUUU
This is a messenger RNA of Camellia sinensis, 603 nucleotides long. Lineage: Eukaryota; Viridiplantae; Streptophyta; Magnoliopsida; Ericales; Theaceae. The record is from RefSeq and is a predicted model, not a curated record.